Siniperca chuatsi (mandarin fish) is the source of this 2795-nucleotide messenger RNA. RefSeq names its product lysophosphatidic acid receptor 6. Gene Ontology annotation, biological process: G protein-coupled receptor signaling pathway. Gene Ontology annotation, molecular function: G protein-coupled receptor activity; oxysterol binding. The transcript has 2 exons. Bases 1827 to 2795 code for a protein of 322 amino acids. NCBI's taxonomy places the organism in Eukaryota, Metazoa, Chordata, Actinopteri, Centrarchiformes, Sinipercidae. The record is from RefSeq and is a predicted model, not a curated record. Gene Ontology annotation, cellular component: membrane.
GUUUGUUGCAAUUUGAUAAACUGUAAUUGUAUUUGGGAAUAUACACUACUAAAGUACAAUAUUAACUGACAUGUUAAGGUCCUGCUUUAUUAUCUGAUCUUGAGGCCUUGUCUUGAGGAGGGUCCAUGUAUGAAAAUCUAGUUUUAAGACCAUCAUUUCAGCUGAUCUGUGCAUACAUGGGGCACAUUCUAAAAAAAAAAUGUUUUGUUUAAAUUACCACACAGUAAACCUGGGACCAUGUAAUGUUCCAGCACAGGAAUACUGUACACAAUGCACAGAGAAUGAAAAGACAGGGGUUAACAGGGGCCCAGCAGCUAAUUUUCACCCCCAAAGCCCUCAAGUUAAUAUGGCCAUGCAAACUACAGACAGGAGCUCAUGUCACCAUAUUAACUGUACAACACUGGUUAAGACUUGUGGCAUACUGUAUCAUCAUAUCAUAUCAUUACAGAGACCCUGAAAUCCUUUUAUCUUGUGCACACAAUGGCUCUUAUGCACACAUGGCAUGAUCUUGUGUGCACAAGAUAAUGUUUUUAUGCAAGAUAUUGCUCUUGUGUGCACAAGUUAUCUUGUUCACACACGAUCCAUAUCUCGUAUGAAAAUGCUUUAAUUCGUCAGUAACUUCAUUUACAAGAGAGCAGUCAUACACUCUAUGGAAAUCUUGAAGAACUAAGUUUAAGCAAGCAAGCAAUCAAUCAGUUUAUUUAUAUAGCAGCUUUCACAGCCACCAGACGCAGAGUGCUUCACAGUCAAAUAAAUAAAAUCACAUUAAAUCAAAUAUGUAAGACACUCCAUUAAUUUUUCAUCUAGUUCUGAAUGUCCAUGACUUCAAAACAGGGUAACCUUGUUGAAAAAAAACCCUCAGACAUUUAAGGCCUAAUAUAAAAGAGAAUGUGAAGCAUCAAACUACUGGAACAGCCAUCAAACCAUACGGAAAUUAUAAAUACACUCAUCAUAAAGAUUAUGCAGCCUGCUGGAAAUGUAGGGGAGAUGACGGUAUGCUGGUACAUGCACUGUGGUCCCACAACGUUAGAGCUGCGUUCUGUCCAAAACUUUAUAUUAAAGGAAGUAAGUUUUACCUUUUUUUCUGCAAUAAUUGAAGGUCUGGACCCAGAUAGAAAUAAUGAUUGUAUGGCAAAUUAUCAGAAACUGGAGAGCCUCUUUUUUGAGGACUGGGUGACAGAGAUAGACAAAGUUGCUGCAUAUAAAAGAAUGUCAUAUAGGAUCUGUAACAGGAAUGAAAAAUAUUUCCUUAAGAAGUGCAUGUAUAUUUAUUUUAGAAAUACGUGAAGGAUGAGGUGGAAGCACAGUGAUGACAGUGAUUUCCACGUGGGAGUUAUUUUUUUGUAUUUCGUCUAAGAAGUGUAUUUUGUUUUUCUUUUUAUCUUAAUUUCUGAGACAGCCUUUUUGUAAUGUGGUUGACUGCUCUUAACUGCAAGAUAUAAAUACACUCAUCAUAUCUUAUUAUACUGCAGUGAGCGGGUGAUAAAAGUAGACUGUAUGCAUAACCUUGUAUAAUGCUAUGGUUUCCUGUCCCUCUCUUAACUUUUUCACCUACAGUACACAGAAACAGGAAAUCAGGAGGCCUGAGCAAAGAGCAGCAUGAUACUCACUGUAUUCUGACGAGCUGCACUGAGAGGAGCUGCACAAAAAAAGUACGGCAACAAAACAGAUUUUAUCUCAAGAGUUUUCAACACGCAAGUGCAGCCUUCUACAUUUGGAGAUCACGCUAGCAACUUGUUACAGAAAAGAGCCUGCAGCGUUUAUGAGAAUCAACCUACGCCGUCUGACUUUCACUUGACUACACUGAAAAAACCCUUCAACCUGCAAUGAUGAACGUGACAGCCGACAACUGCAGUACCCCUUCAGCCGAGUACCAGUACUACUUUUUCCCAGCGGUCUACAGCCUUGCUUUAGUUGUAGGUCUACCAGGAAAUCUGGCAGCCCUCUUUGUCUUCACCUUCAGGACUAUUCCCCGCACAGCCUUCAGUGUGUACAUCAGCAAUCUGGCUCUAGCAGACAUCGUCAUCCUCUGCACUCUACCCUUUAAGAUCCACUACCACAUCAACGGAAACAACUGGGUGUUUGGGGACAUCGCCUGCCGCGUCACCGGGAUUCUGUUCUUCGCCAACAUCUACAUGAGCAUCUGUUUUAUGACUUGCAUCUGUGUGGAUCGCUACAUUGCCACUGUACAUCCGCACACCUAUUUGAGGCUGUGGAGCUCCUGGUGCUCCCUGGUUGUGAGUGUGGUGCUCUGGUGUGUAGCUGGAGUAGCUAUGCUGGUCUUUAUCCUCAUGGGACCUCUGGAAACCAAUGCAGACGAAUCUGGAAGAGACAUGUGCUUCGAGAAUUUUGCCAAGGCUGAGUGGAGCUCGCGUUUGGCGGCGUACAGCCUACUGAGCUUGAUCUUUGGCUCCCUGCUGCCCUCCAUAAUCAUCCUAGUGUGUUACCCACUGGCUGCGAGGCGCAUUUCAAUGAUAAGGACUAAAACAGCCCAAAAAGCCGUGAGGGUCAUUUACACCAUCCUGGCUAUAACGCUGCUUUGCUUCCUGCCCAACCAUGUGGUGUACCUGCUGCACCUCCUUCGGCGCUUGGAUGUUAUCAAGAGGUGCUCCUCUGUCAACGCCAUCUACAACGCCAGGCGGGUCACGAUGGCGCUUGUCACCCUCAACACAUGCCUGGACCCCGUGCUUUACUACGUCACCACCAGCCACUGCAAAUGGAAGCCCUUAAAGAUGACAUGGCUGUGGGGAAGAGUCAGGAGGAGGAGAGGUGUUUAUACCAUUGCAGGGAGCUGA